Molecule: messenger RNA, 1847 nt
Organism: Parasteatoda tepidariorum (common house spider)
Lineage: Eukaryota; Metazoa; Arthropoda; Arachnida; Araneae; Theridiidae
Product: sodium/hydrogen exchanger 9B1
Biological process (GO): proton transmembrane transport
Cellular component (GO): membrane
Molecular function (GO): antiporter activity
Source: RefSeq, a predicted model, not a curated record
AAUGAAGAAAUGUAUCUUGAAAAAAUGAACAGAUGAAAGUAUAUGUAAUAACAAAACAAAAUGUAAUAGCAGAAUAUUUUAAUUUUUUUUCGGUGGGAGGGGAGGGUAGUUUGUUGUAGGGUUGCACCCCCUUAUAUAUUAUUCUGCCGGCGCCCUUGAUUGUUGUAUUUAAUUUUAUACAGAAAGUGAUAUACUAUCUUUAAGAAAUGAGAUACGGAAAUCUCACCUCCACUUUAAGUCGUCCUAGUAGAUUAAAAAAGAAGAAAAAAAAUGUGUUUAUUUUGGUGAUUAUUUGUGAAGAGAGCGGUGUUGAUUGAUUGUGUGAUAAUCCCUUCGACAAAAUUUUUAAUACCACUUCUCUUCCCUAUUCUCAUUUAGAAGCGUUUAAGGUAAAAGAUGUUUCAAUGGGUUCAACUGUGUAUCUUCAUAUUAUGUUGUGUUGGAGUUUUAUUUGGUGUUCUGGGAGAAUUUGGAUUACAGAAUGAAACGUGUGCCUUCUUUUUCUUGGGUGUGUCUGCUUACGCUGGAGGAAAAAUCAUACGCCUUAUUAGGUUGCCUGGAUUAUUAGGGAUAUUAAUUGUUGGAAUAAUGUUUCACUCGCUUCUCUCAUUUGAGAAAUAUGUUUCCGUGUGGUGGUCCUCGAUUAUUAGAGAUUGUGCUCUCACUGCCAUACUGCUGAAAGCUGGCCUCGGUCUCGACCCAGACAAAUUGUCAAAAUUAAAACUCGCCACCUUGAAGCUCUCUCUCAUUCCCUGCCUGAGUGAAACAAUAGGAGUGGCUGUCUUUUCCAAACUCUUUUUAGGUUUGCCAUGGACUUGGUCACUCAUGUUAGGGUUCAUCAUAUGUGCUGUAUCUGCAGCAGUAUUGGUGCCCGGGAUGAUUGAUUUAGACGAAAAGCGAUUUGGUACAGAAAAAGGAAUAUCUACUCUGAUGCUGGCCGCUGUUUCUCUUGACAACACUGUUGCCCUGGCGGGAUUUUUCCUCUCGAUAAGCAUUUUAACUUCUCAAGAAAUGACCAGUAUGUUCUUGCUGAAGAGAGCUCUUGAACCAUUGAUCGGAGUAUUGUUGGGUGGAGCGUUUGGUCUGCUGAUGGGGUGGAUAACAUCAUCUAAGGUUUCAUAUGAGCGAGCUCUUCUCCUAUGCCUGGGAGGUCUGAAUUUCAUAUUCUUGAGCAAAAGAUUAGAUGUGGCGGGUGCUGGAGUGCUAGGGUGCGUGACUUUCACUUUCAUUGCAUCUCUCAGGUGGCGAAAAGACAUUACUUCAUUCAACUCUCUCAUCAGUAUAAUUGGAAUGCUGUGGAAAAUACUGGAAAUUUUUCUUUUUGCUUUGAUUGGAAUUCAAAUCUCACUAGACAGACUAAAUUUAGGUCUAGGUCUGGGGAUCUUGUUCCUGGGCAUUUCAAUCCGGAUUGUCACCACUUUCGUUGCAUUGUGCGGCACUCAAAUGAAUUUCAAGGAAAAGAUAUUCAUUUCUGCAUCCUGGAUUUCUAAAGCAACCGUUCAGGCGGCUGUUGGUUCAGUUGCAUUAGAAUAUUUUGAAGGGAAAAAUCCAGAGAUGAAAUUUGGUGAAGAGGUGUUAUCUUUAUGUGUUCUUUCUAUAAUGUUGACUGCACCUCUGGGGGCUCUUGUGAUCGAUUAUUUAGGACCUUUAUUGUUAACAAAGGAAGAAGAAGAUUGCCCACCCUCGAAUUCAGAGAAAAUAGCACAAGCAGCGCUAGAAAUCGCCCAAAUCAUGCACAGUGAAGGGAUGAUCUCAUGAGAAAACAAACUUUUCUUUUUAAAAGGUAUCAGAGACCAUUGUUUCAGAAAAAAACAUUAUCUGAAAAAUAAAGGUUAUAGAAAACGAUA